GCAUGAUUCAGAUCGUUAAAUCCAAGUAAAAACCUGUUGGAGAAACGAUUGUUAGAUAGGUGGCGCACUGGUUAGAGUUAAUGGUUUUGUUCAGUCCCACCACAACAUCAUUUUAUAUAUUACAGACUGUGUUUAGGUGUUCGAUUCCCGAUUGCAUUUUAUUUGAUUACAGACUGUGUUUAGGUGUUCGAUUCCCGAUUGCAUUUUAUUUGAUUUCACUAAUUAAACAUUUACUCAUCCAGGUUGAACACAUUCAGAUCAAACAUCUCUCCUCGGUGGCCAGGUUGAGAGCACAGCAUGGGGUGAAACUCAACCCACAAUCAGACACACACAACACCCAUCAUUCCGCGAUCAAAGUCCAAAAAAGGGCACCGUGCAGGGCUUCCUGGUUCUCCGUGGGCUGGGCGUUGCCAGUGGACUUGCGCUGGGCUACAGGAGGUUGAGCAGAGCAGCUCCAGCGUGUCUGCUGCCUUGCCAACCACCGCGGUAAUGAUAUCACCCUGUCGCAUCGUCUUUCAGAUCUGAAUGCGUUGGCGGAACUGCGGCGAUCUCACUUUGGAAAUGACGGUAAGUUUCCGGUGGCGCCUGGUGAAGUUCCUCACCGCCUCCACGGCGCUUUUCCUUCUGGUCCAGCUCCUGCUGAGUGGUUUCGCCGCCCUCACGCUCGACGAACCGCGGCGGCAGAGUCCUCUCCCUACAGGGACGUCCCGGCUCCUCUCCCCGUCCACUUACAGCUAUGUGCUCAACCAGCCUGACCUCUGCAGAGACCAGCGCCCCCUGUUGCUGGCCCUGGUUCCUGUUGCCCCGGGAGACCGGAUGUCCAGGGACGUCGUGAGGAGGACUUGGGGCGCGAAGCAGCAGGAGGGCUCGGCUCGGGACCCCCUGCUGCUGACCGUCUUCUACGUGGGCGUCUCUUCGGAACCGGGCGUCCAGGACGCACUGGUGGCGGAGAGCGGGGACCACGGCGACAUCAUCCAGAUGGACUUCGUGGACAGCUACCAGAACCUGACCAUCAAGACGCUGAUGAUCAUGAACUGGGUGGCCACCUUCUGCCCCAACGCGUCCCACGCCAUGAAGGUGGACGCGGAUAUCUUCGUCAACGUGUACCUCCUGGUGGAGGUGCUGCGUGGGUACCCCACGAAGGGCUUCAUCACCGGCUCGGUCAUCCGGGACGGGAGGCCCCGCCGGGACCCCGGGAGCAGGUGGUACGUCUCGGAGGAGGCGUACCCCGAUUCCUACUUCCCCCCCUACGUGUCCGGGGCCGGGUACGUUUUCUCUACCGACGUGGCCCGGAAGGUCUCCCUCGCGUCCCGGUCCGUCCCCAUGGUCCCGCUGGAGGAUGUGUACGUGGGGCUGUGUCUGCGCGCGGCCGGGGUCAGCCCCGUGUACGCGCAGAGCUUCCACGCGCUCAGGAACCUGUUCGAGGUGAGACACCUGGCGUACGACCGGUGCGCGUUCGCCGCGCGCGUCAUCGUCAACGGGUUCAAACCCGCGGAGCUUCUGAGCAUCUGGGAGGACUUCUCCGUGAACCGUCUCACCUGCUGACCAGUUCUCCGUCUGUCUGAAUGUUUAUCUCUCCGUCUGUCUGUCCGUCCGUCUGUCUGUCUAUCUCUCCGACCAUCUGUCUGUAUUUCUGUCUGACUCUAUGAACUGUAGCCCUAUAUGCACUAAAUAUCCCAGGCCUAUUGCGUGCCUCGCAAAAACUUUUUACUCAAGGCAUUCAUUCAACAAGCUCUCAUAAACAAUACCAAACUCUCUCUAAAGCGUCUCACGUUUUUGAGGGUAAAAUUGGAGAUCGAAAUAAGAAUGUUUGAUACGCGUGUAGUGACACAGAACGCUCACCAGAAGGCGCCCUCUGAUCUGAGAGCAGACAGAGAGCGUUUGGCCGCACUGUGCGAUCGAUGAAUGGACUUCGCUGAGAUGAAUUACCUCUGACGUCACUAGAAUAAUGGACUCCGUUGAUGUCUUACCUCUGACGUCCCUCAAUUAAUGGACUUGGUUGAGAUGUAUUACCUAAGAUGUCACUAAACGCACCAAAGAACAGAACCGUACUAACCUCUUUAACCUGCUGUCUCACUGCACUCUGUCCAGCUGAACCUCUUUAACCUGUCUCACUGCACUCUGUCCAGCUGAACCUCUUUAACCUGUCUCACUGCACUGUGUCCAGCUGAACGUCUUUAACCAGCUGUCUCACUGCACUGUGUCCAGCUGAACCUCUUUAACCUGUCUCACUGCACUGUGUCCAGCUGAACCUCUUUAACCUGUCUCACUGCACUGUGUCCAGCUGAACGCCUUUAACCAGCUGUCUCACUGCACUCUGUCCAGCUGCACCCCUUUAACCUGUCUUACUGCACUGUGUCCAGCUGAACGUCUUUAACCAGCUGUCUCACUGCACUCUGUUCAUCUGAACCUCUGUGACCUGUCUCACUGCACUCUGUUCAUCUGAACCUCUGUGACCUGUCUCACUGCACUCUGUUCAGCUGAACCUCUUUAACCUGUCUCACUGCACUCUGUCCAGCUGAACCUCUUUAACCAGCUGUCUCACUGCACUCUGUCCAGCUGCACCCCUUUAACCUGUCUUACUGCACUGUGUCCAGCUGAACGUCUUUAACCAGCUGUCUCACUGCACUCUGUUCAUCUGAACCUCUGUGACCUGUCUCACUGCACUCUGUUCAUCUGAACCUCUGUGACCUGUCUCACUGCACUCUGUUCAGCUGAACCUCUUUAACCUGUCUCACUGCACUCUGUCCAGCUGAACCUCUUUAACCUGUCUCACUGCACUCUGCCCAGCUGAACCUCUUUAACCAGCUGUCUCACUGCACUCUGUCCAGCUGAACCUCUUUAACCUGUCUCACUGCACUCUGCCCAGCUGAACCUCUUUAACCAGCUGUCUCACUGCACUCUGUUCAGCUGAACCUCUUUGACCUGUCUCACUGCACUGUGUCCAGCUGAACCUCUUUAACCUGUCUCACUGCACUGUGUCCAGCUGAACCUCUUUAACCUGUCUCACUGCACUCUGUCCAGCUGAACCUCUUUAACCUGUCUCACUGCACUCUGUCCAGCUGAACCUCUUUAACCUGUCUCACUGCACUGUGUCCAGCUGAACGUCUUUAACCAGCUGUCUCACUGCACUGUUUCCAGCUGAACCUCUUUGACCUGUCUCACUGAACUGGGUCCAGCUGAACCUCUUUAACCUGCUGUCUCACUGCACUCUGUUCAUCUGAACCUCUUUGACCUGUCUCACUGCACUCUGUUCAUCUGAACCUCUUUGACCUGUCUCACUGCACUCUGUUCAGCUGAACCUCUUUGACCUGUCUCACUGCACUCUGUCCAGCUGAACCUCUUUAACCUGUCUCACUGCACUCUGUCCAGCUGAACCUCUUUAACCUGUCUCACUGCACUCUGCCCAGCUGUGCUGCUUUUAGGAGCUAUUUGUGCAGCACUUUUGAAGCAAUCCAAAAGUAUUUGUAUCGCUUACUGUGAGGGAAAUGCCUAUCGCGAUGCCUUAACGUGGAUCAAAUAUAAAGCUUUAUAAACUGUUUUCAGACAUAAAUCGUGUACUUGCUCACUGUUAUGACCUCUGGUCAUAGUUGAAAGUUAUGUGUGUUUCUGUUUAUGUGCACACAUAAAAGACUACCAUGGAAGGAAACGUGCACCCAGGGAGAUGUGUUCCCAUUUCGUUCAAGCUAGCCUGUUGUGUUUGAGUUGAUUGGAUGAUGAGUUAAUUGCUGCGUGUAAUGAGUGGGUGGAGUGGAGUCCCUACUGAAGGGCUUGCCAGGUGGCAGGUAGCUUUAAAAGGAGAGGUCCCCACCUUGGUGACCUCACCUGCCACUCAGCCACUCGUGUGGUUCAUGUGAGUUUUUGUCCGCACACGUUUUGUUCAAUUAAAUGUCAAAUGAAUGCGGUGUCUCCUGCUUUCGAACCCUGUUCUGAUGGCUGUGCUCGUCAGAGUCUGAGCAGGGAGUGGACAGCUUCACUGUGACAGGCAGGUUCCACUAGGCCGGCCCUGACGGUCAUAAACAUGGAUCGACACCAUUGUCCAUAGAUUUAAUGCACACAUGUUCGUAGCCAGCUGUGAGGUCACCGAGGUACAGAAAUCUGUCAUUUUUGCAGCGAGAGAACGUCAACGCAACUGCAAACAAAAUCAGCGGUGGUUAACUUUUCCGAGACGGGUAAAUGCUUAAUUCAGUUGUAGAAAACUGAACCCCUGCAGCUGAAGUCGCAGUCCCACCCAAACCCUGGCUACGGCCCUGAUCACACAACAUUUAAUGUGGAAUGAGAUUCAUCGAGGCUGAAGAGGAAUUACAGAUAAUACCCGAGAGACUGUCAAUAAUGCGUGGUUGAUCCUGAGUGUGUGGAUGAGGAUGGAAGGAGAUGUGAUGUUGAGGCACACCAGCGUGCCUCUGCAGAUCUCCUGAUGAACACCACAGAGCUGUCACCACGCAGCCAGCAGCCUUUUGUUCCCCCUCACACUAACACUUCACGUUCACACACAAGGUGUUUUAGGACUGCAUGUCGUUUCAUUGACUGUGGAAGAAGUUCCUUCAUAAUCAAGGGGCAAGUAACCAAGUCCUUUGGGUUUUCCUCCAAAAAGACAGCAAAUCAAUGUAUGGGAACAAUGUUGGGAACUCACCAUUGUCAUUCCUGACGUUUUUUUUUUUCUUUUAAAUUUCAAUAAUUGUCUUUUCUGUGUCUUCUAAAGCCCUACACCAUUAUGUAAAGCGCUAUGCAAAGCAGUGUGCCUGUCCUUCGUGUCUGAAGGGUGUUAAACCUGCCUUGCCCAUUCUUUUCCCAUCAUCAUCAUCAUCAUCAUCAUCAUCAUCAUCAUCAUCAUCAUCCUGAGUGGGAGUGCGUUGGUUCUCUGAGUAACAACCUGUCUAAACCACGCACAACACAGUCCAGUCCAUCCUGUUUAUCGCUCGGUACUCCAACCGCACGGUCCUUCCCUCAAACCAGGGCCGAUUGGGGAAUUGUAUUGUUGCGAAGUAACACAUAAAACAGGAGAUUUCCAUCUUGAAGCCUGAUUCUUUAUACCAGUCAGAUGACAUCUGACAGCAGAUAGUGAGGCAGUGGGUGCUAUCUGCACCGAGGGCUGAAUAACACUGGUUUCUAAGACAACCCACCAGCCUCCAGGCAUCUCACCGAACACUUGUUUUCUCUCCCGUCCGUCGCGCGGUGGGCAGCAGUUGAGAUCCCAGGGUCCGGACGUACAGUAGGCGUCUGCUGAGGCGCUGAGAUCCCAGGGUCGGAACGUACAGUAGGCGUCUGCUGAGGCGCUGAGAUCCCAGGGUCCGAACGUGCAGUAGGCCUAGGCGUCGGUUGAGUCGCCUGGAUCCCAGGGUCCGAACGUACACUGGGCGUGGCCUAUUGGGCGUUAUUUAUUUAUUUUGCAUUAUUUACACCUUUAUUUGUUACCAGUUGCAAGUUGAGAAUGACUGCAUUCAAAGCAUUGCUUGGACAUUACCUGUUAGUCAUCUAAUGCGUGAUUCACAAGUAAACUCGAAACACACCCAUCGCUCCGUUAUCAACCCACCACGUAUUGGCUGUUGACGAGAGAGGGAGGUCCCGCCCACGGUGCUUCGGGAUCAGUGAUUGGCUGGUGACGAUAGAGGGUGGUU
This is a messenger RNA of Gadus chalcogrammus (walleye pollock), 5618 nucleotides long. RefSeq names its product beta-1,3-galactosyltransferase 8 (gene b3galt8). Lineage: Eukaryota; Metazoa; Chordata; Actinopteri; Gadiformes; Gadidae. The coding region runs from base 526 to 1545 and encodes 339 amino acids. Gene Ontology annotation, molecular function: N-acetyl-beta-D-glucosaminide beta-(1,3)-galactosyltransferase activity. The transcript has a single exon. Gene Ontology annotation, cellular component: membrane. The record is from RefSeq and is a predicted model, not a curated record.